Messenger RNA from Cariama cristata (Red-legged seriema), 1729 nucleotides. Its product is annotated as type II inositol 3,4-bisphosphate 4-phosphatase-like. Gene Ontology annotation, cellular component: cytoplasm. The annotation marks the transcript as partial. The record is from RefSeq and is a predicted model, not a curated record. Gene Ontology annotation, molecular function: phosphatidylinositol-3,4-bisphosphate 4-phosphatase activity. NCBI's taxonomy places the organism in Eukaryota, Metazoa, Chordata, Aves, Cariamiformes, Cariamidae. The transcript has 12 exons.
UACUGGAUACCAGUGUAUUUACUAUUCACCUGAAAACACAGCCAAGGCAAAAGAAGUUCUCAGCAACAUCAAUCACCUACAACCUCUCAUAUCAAGCCAUGCAGACCUGCUGCUUAAUUCUGCAAGCCAGCAUUCUCCAGACAGCUUGAAGAAUUCUUUAAAGAUGCUUUCAGAAAAAACAGAGUUAUUUGUGCAUGCAUUUAAGGAUCAGCUGGUCAGAAGUGCCCUUUUAGCACUAUACACAGCCCGGCCUGGCUGCGUCCUCAAGAAACCAGCUGUGCCUAGAACCAGUGCAGAAGAUGGGGGUGAUUUACAGCAUCAGGAUCAUCCUUCUCAGAUUAAAAGACAGGACUCCAUACCCCAUCAUUCUGAGUAUGAUGAAGAAGAGUGGAGUAACCCAUGUAAUAAAAUAGAGGGUGUGUUAAAUUAUCCAAAAGAGGUUGUCAAGUACUAUGGCAAAACUGGCAGUAGCACACGAAAUUUGAUUUGGCAAGGCUUUGAAUGUCGAUCUUACUUUAUUAUUUCGAAUAGACAAACUGCUUGGUUCCUUGUGACUGGACCUGAACUUUGCAUGCAUUUUCAUGGAGAACUGCUUGAAAAAGAUGACAUCAGCAACAUUAAAGAGGGUGAAAAUGACCCUUCAGCAGCAGAUUGCAAGGUGUUGCAUACAGGUGGUGACUGGUAUGAACAGCUUUAUCCCCUGGUGAUUACGCUGAAGGACUGCAUGGGAGAGGUGGUGACCAGGGCGAAGCAAUCGAUGGCGUUUGUUCUGCUCCAGGAACUUGCCUGUGGUUUGCCACAAUGUUUGAUGCUGACCCUAAGAAGAGACAUCGUCUUUAGUCAAGCACUUGCUGGAUUGGUCUGUGGGUUUAUAAUCAAAUUACACACAAGUUUACAUGAUCAAGGAUUUUUACAACAGCUUCAUACUGUUGGAUUACUUGUGCAAUAUGAAGGACUCCUUAGUACGUAUAGUGAAGAAGCAGGGAUGCUAGAAGACAUGGCUGUGGGAAUUUCAGAUUUGCAGAAAGUGAUGUUUAAAGUCAUUGAAGCCAAAUCAGAAGAUUUUUUGCCUAUUAUAACUGGAAGGCGUGAACAUUACAUUAUAGAGGUCCAGCUUCCAGCAAAGAUGUUUGAGUUGCUGCCACAAGAGAUUAAAGAAGGAAAGCUACUUCGCAUGUAUCCAGUACUCUUUAAUGUUGGAAUCAAUGAACAGCAAACACUUGCAGAGAGGUUUGGAGAUACCACUUUGCAGGAAAACAUCAACCAGGAAAACUUAGAACUUCUAAAAGAGUAUUACAAGCUGUUUACAGAAAAAAUGCCUCCUGAUUGUCUACCACAUUUUCAAGAACAAAAUGAUUUAAAGGGAUUGCUAGAAAAUCUCCAUCAAAAUAUCCAGGCCAAAAAGAGAAAGAAUGUAGAAAUCAUGUGGCUCGCUGCGACGAUUUGCCGUAAGCUGAACGGAGUCCGUUUCACCUGCUGCAAAAGUGCCAAAGACCGGACAUCCAUGUCAGUGACGCUGGAGCAGUGCUCCAUCUUGAGGGACGAGCAUCAGCUUCACAAAGACUUCUUUAUUCGGGCGCUGGAUUGUAUGAGAAGAGAAGGAUGCCGCAUAGAGAAUGUACAGAAGAAUGUCAAAUGCAGAAAGUAUGCAUUCAACAUGAUACAGCUGAUGGCUUUCCCAAAGUACUACAGACCUCCAGAAGGGACAUAUGGAAAAGCUGACACCUAA